Dunckerocampus dactyliophorus (ringed pipefish) is the source of this 2575-nucleotide messenger RNA. It is a transcript of the gene nol11, whose product is annotated as nucleolar protein 11. The record is from RefSeq and is a predicted model, not a curated record. Gene Ontology annotation, cellular component: nucleus; nucleolus. NCBI's taxonomy places the organism in Eukaryota, Metazoa, Chordata, Actinopteri, Syngnathiformes, Syngnathidae. Gene Ontology annotation, biological process: maturation of SSU-rRNA. The coding region runs from base 27 to 2195 and encodes 722 amino acids. The transcript has 18 exons. Gene Ontology annotation, molecular function: RNA binding; protein binding.
GCCCCAUUCUCUUCUCCUCGUCCAGCAUGGCGGCGCUGUAUGAGGCAUACACGUUAUGUGGGCUAGUUCCAUCCCAAAGUCUGUCAAAUUCCGGCAUUCGGGGUGUUGAAGCGGAGAGGGACAGCGACCAUGUAAUUGUCACAGACUCCGCCAGAUGUGUGACUCUUUACAAGGUUUCAGACCAGAAGCCACUGGGGAGCUGGACGGUGAAACAAGGCAACUGUUUGACCAGUCCAGCAGUCUACAACACACAUACUAAAGAAUAUAUCACUGUCACAGACAAUAAGGUGAUCAGAAUCUGGAAGGAAGAAGAUGUUGUCCUGGAUAAGACAUUCAAAGCAACUGUGUCAUCUGACAUUUGGAGAGUCCACUGUGUUGCUGGAGUAGAUCCAGUGGUCUUGUUCCAGAGAGGAGCUGUGAGACUUCUUGAUUCUCUGCUAUCCGCUCCUCAGCAAACCAUUGAGGAAGUUUUGGCUCCAGAUGAGACCAUCAGGUGGAGCACCAACAUAGUGGCAGAAACGCAGCAGUUUGUCAUCUUCACCACACAACAGAAGGGGGACAGCAUCCUCUACUUACAGAAACUGAAUCCUAAUACACUACAGAGGUAUCGACUGGAGCGAGAAGACUCCGGCCUCUCACCGCUCAGCUUCUCUGCAUCCUACAGAGAGAGACUCAUCCACCUGCUUUACCUUUACCCUAAUGGUCACGUGUACCAGAGUGUAAUCUCUGUGCGAGCCCUGGGGGCCGAUCAGGGUUCCCAAACACUUCCACUUCCCCGUAAACUGCUGCUGUCUCUUACUGUUGAUGAGGGCCCACUGGAUGCAGCUUCUGCCCUCAUGUUGGAUGAAGCCCACAUUGCUGUAGUUGGCGUUCCACACCCCUUAGCUGGAGCUGGUAAAGACUUUCUCUGCAUCUGGAAUAUCAAUUUCCAGACACUUCAGGCAGGAAAAGAAAUUGCGGGUAAAAUCUUUGGACAGCUAUGGGGUUAUUCCAGCAAGUUGUUCAUUCCACAUGGCAAAACCCUGUCUGUCAUUCCAUACGGAUGCACCAAAUCUUCACUCGCAUCUGCCUUGGGCAAAUUGAAGCAGGCCCGGAGUGAAGAAUCCAGACCUCUUGUCUCUGUGCCAUCUUGGAACAACAUCUUAAAGGAAGACAGCGCUCAAACCUCAAAAACAAUAGAGCCCAGAAAGUUGAGAACAACGCGUAGGACCCAAUCAACUGCCAAUUUAACAGUUGGACAAGUUCUGGAGCUCAUCAAGACGACACCAAUAGAUAAAGUCCAGAAAGAAGUGGAAGGCCUCUUUUCCAGGACAGACACUCAGGACGUGAAUCAAUGGGUGGGGCAGCUGGCAUCAUUGCUGGUGUCCCGCAGCAUGGCUGAUCCAUCCUUCUACACACCAACCACACUGGCACAGCUAGUGCACACGCAGUGUGUCUGCCACAGUGUGUGCCCUGACCUGAUGCAGCUGGCCCUGGAAAAGAAGGAUUACUUCCUAUGUCAGCUCUGCUUGCAGUUGUUCCCUGACGUCCCAGAAGCUGUCACGUGCACCUGCCUGAAGGCAUUCAUCAGCAUGCCAGACAAAGAUGCAGAGAACGUGAACCUGGAGCCUGAUAGCGUCUCCUUCAUGGAAACAUUGACCUCCAGGGUGCACGGUCAGGUUGGCUUGCAGAAUGGUUUUAGCUCCACAUCUUCUGUGGAGGACCACUCAGAUGUCACAAUGUCUAGAGCAGGCGAGGGGGAGAAGACUUCAACGCCCCUGGAACAUAGCUGUCCAGUCGGUUUGCACAAGGCUGUUUUACUAAAUGAAAUCCUGCAGACAGCAUAUAGUGAUGACCUCCUCCUUCCACAUUUGAAAGACCUCUCAUCCCAACAUGUUAUUCUUUUCCUCCAGUACCUGCAGUUCCUCUACUUCAAUUAUAAUCAAGACGCAUUUCCUCAGAGGCAUGGCUACAGAUCACCAAAUCUGACCCAGAUUAUGGACUGGAUUUGUUUGUUGUUGGAUGCUCAUUUCACAGUUCUAGUCAUGAGUCCAGAUGCCAAAGGCCUGGUCCUGAACCUCCACAGCUAUAUUAAGUCUCAGGUGAGACUGUUUUCUGAGCUUGGAAAGAUUGAGGGCAGUCUGCAACAGCUCCAACAUUUGAAGAUAAAAAAAGAUAUUGGACAGUAUUCCAUUGAAGUCAUAGAGCUUUUUUAGGUUUCAAAGAAAUGCUAGACCGUAGCAUAUCAUAGCAUAACUACAUAGCAUAUCUACUUCCAGCUUUUGCCCAGAAUUAAAGUUAAUGCCAUUUGUCAAGGUGUUGACCAUCAAAAUGAAUACCUGUAUGUAUUGUCAAUGCAUUUGAUUAAAAAUGUAAAUGUAUUCAGUUGAAGAUGCAUUUUAAUGUGCUUUGAUAGAACUUGGUCCAGUUUCUUUGGAUUGCAUGGCAUUUUACUUGCUACUAUUUUUUAAUACUUGCAAGUUUGUGAAUACCUGUAGUUUUUUAAAUAUUCCUUGCAUGUCUCCCCUAUUAUUUUCAAAUCAUCCUACUUGAGAAGAGGUUUCCAUUGGGAUAUUUUUUUUAAUGAAAUUGUAUA